AUGACCGACUCUGCUCGCUGGAAAGCAACCGUCUACGUCGGCGGACUCUCACCCGUCGUCACCAACACGCACGUUUUCGACGCCUUCAUCCCGUUUGGCGAUAUCGUCGAGGUGCAGCUCCCCAAGUCAGACGCGCCAAACUCCACGGAUCCUCACAAAGGGUUUGCGUACGUCGAGUUUGAGGACAGUGCGGAUGCGAAGGAGGCCAUCGACAACAUGGACCAGUCCGAGUUCUUUGGCAGGGUGAUCAAGGUGUCACAGGCGAGGGCGCCGAAGAGUGCUGAUGAGGGAUUGGGUAGUAGAAAGGCGAUUUGGGAACAGGAGAGCUGGCUCGCUGAGCAUGCGGUGGAAGAUGAUGUCACAAAUCAGGCAAAGUUGGAGGAACCAGCAUCGGAUCCUAUGCAAGGUCUCGAGGGGCUGGAUGUUGCAGGUCCAAAACCAGAGUAA
Trichoderma aggressivum f. europaeum is the source of this 447-nucleotide messenger RNA. RefSeq lists its product as uncharacterized. The coding region runs from base 1 to 447 and encodes 148 amino acids. NCBI's taxonomy places the organism in Eukaryota, Fungi, Ascomycota, Sordariomycetes, Hypocreales, Hypocreaceae. The transcript has 2 exons. Gene Ontology annotation, molecular function: RNA binding. The record is from RefSeq and is a predicted model, not a curated record.